Messenger RNA from Perca fluviatilis (European perch), 3610 nucleotides. RefSeq names its product zinc-binding protein A33-like. NCBI's taxonomy places the organism in Eukaryota, Metazoa, Chordata, Actinopteri, Perciformes, Percidae. The transcript has a single exon. The coding region runs from base 319 to 1788 and encodes 489 amino acids. The record is from RefSeq and is a predicted model, not a curated record. Gene Ontology annotation, molecular function: protein binding; zinc ion binding.
CCUGUACUGUAUGACUCACCUGACAAACAGUGUAAUGAACUGAACUGAGACAAACCAGGAAACCGGUUUUUAUUGUGCCUCUCUGAGACGACGCACACACACACACACAGGGAGAGACCGACGAUAAGAUUCACUUUCAGACCAUAACCACCACAUCCAUUGAGAGAGGACAUCUACAGGAGGGAUUACUGGGAAUACUGGAAAACCAGCUGCUGAAUCCACAAACCGAAUGAGAGUUUUACAGGGAAUUAUAACUUUCAGGAAACGGAGUGACUGAGCUGUCGGCCUGCUGUGUUUCCUGCUUCACUCAGAGACAAAAUGGCUUCCAGAUUAGAGAAAGAUCUCAGCUGUCCGAUCUGCCAUGAAGUCUUUAAAGAUCCUGUUGUUCUGUCAUGUACCCACAACUUCUGUAAAGACUGUCUGCAGGGCUGGUGGAGAGAGAAAGAAGCACGUGAGUGUCCAGUUUGUAAUGCAAUAUCUUCAAAGUCAAAACCACCUUUAAACCGGUUGUUAAAGAACCUGUGUGAGAGUUUCUUAGAGGAGAGAGAUCCGAGAGCUUCAGAGGCUCGCUGCAGUCUGCACUCUGAGAAACUCAAACUCUUCUGUCUGGACCAUGAGCAGCCAGUGUGUGUCGUCUGCAGAGAUUCAGAAACACACUCCAACCACAGAUUCAGACCCAUCGGUGAAGCUGCAAAACAAUGCAAGAAGGAACUUCAGGAAACUCUGGAGCCCGUAAAGAGAAGGCUACAGAGUUUUGAACAAGUUAAAGUGAAGUUUGAUCAAACUGCAAAACACAUAAAUGUCCAGGCCCGACGCACAGAGAUGCAGAUUAAGCAUCAGUUUAAGAAGCUUCACCAGUUUCUAGAAAAGGAAGAGGAGGCCAGGGUGGCUGCACUGAGGGAGGAAGAGAAGCAGAAGAGUCAGAGGAUGAAGGAGAAGAUGGAGGCUCUGAACAGAGAGAUAGCAGCUCUUUCAGACACAGUCAGAGACACAGAGGAGCAGCUGAGAGCUGAAGACGUCUCAUUCCUGAUCAACUACAAGACUGCAGUGGAAAGAGUCCAGCAGCGCCCCCUACUGGAUGAUCCACAGCUGCUCCCAGGAGCUCUGAUAGAUGAGGCCAAACACCUGGGCAACCUGAGCUUCAACAUCUGGAACAAAAUGAAGGACAUGGUCUCCUACUCCCCUCUGGUUCUGGACCCAAACACUGCUGGUAAAUAUCUCAUCCUGUCUGAAGAUCUGACCAGUGUUAAACUUGGAGAGAAACAGCAGCUUCCUGAUAACCCAGAGAGGAUUGAUAAUCACUUCUCAGUCCUGGGCUCUGAGGGCUUUCACUCAGGGACCCACAGCUGGGAUGUCGAGGUGGGAGACAGUGAACGCUGGGACCUGGGUGUGUUAGCAGAGUCUGUCCAGAGGAAUAGCGUCAUAGUGUCUGGAUUAUGGACAAUAAAGUUAUGUGAAACUAAAUACUCAGCUGCCUCCACAUCACAUCCACCCACUGAUCUCAUAUUGCAGACGAAGCCCCAGAGGAUCCGAGUGACUCUGGACUGUAACAGAGGAAAGCUGUCGUUCUCUGAUCCUGAUACGAACAUGCACAUACACACCUUCACACACACUUUCACUAAAGGGAUGUUUCCAUAUAUAAGCACUGUAAAUGUUCUCCCAAUGAAGGUUGUACCAGCGAAGGUCUCUGUGACUAUAGAACAAAAGAAACAGAUAGUGCUCAUGGUGAUGAUGGUUAUGGUGGUGACGGUGAUGGCGAUGACGAUGCUGCUGAUUCUCUUUGGGUAACAUGUCACCAUGUUGUCCUGAUGUUGCUGGUAAAAAAAUAAUAUAUAUUCAUCUGGAUAUGGUAGGACACAGAUUAUCUGCAAACUAUCUCUAGGCAACUAAAAUGUUUCAGUUAACUUUGCUGAAGUGAAAACACACAGUUAGAGGGUCAAAGUGUGAGAUGAAAAACACGGACAACAGCCAAGAACAAGUUGAGGUCUAUUUUAAUGUCCACGGUGUUAGCAUGGUUACCAUCGCUAAGCCUCUGUCCUUAUUGGUCCUAUAGCUUCCCCUGCGUUAUCUAUUUAUCAUCUGCUUUAGAAGAUGGGACCAUCAUUUACUAAAGGAACAUCAUGCUGUGUUGAAGAUGACUGGAAACUAGUGAUUGAGACCAUAAACUCAUUAUGAAAAGGUUUACUGAAGUAAUAAAUCAAGAGAGAAGUAGAGAAGCUCAUUUUCUCAUAGACUGCAGAAACAGACUUCUUUUUGGAGCCGGUGGAGUCUCCCCCUGCUGGAAGUUAGAGAGAAUGCAGCUUUAAGGAGCUUCAGCAAUGGCUUCACUUUUCAGACCCGGAAGCUUUGUUCAUUAUUUUAACAUUCUAACAUCUAUUAGUCAAAGAUGUUAAAACAACAGAUACAUUUAUAUGUUAACAAUUAUUUAAAUUAUUAUAAACUAACAAAAAUCAGAGGAAAGUUUUCGUUCAUAUCAAAAUCAAUUCUUGUUAACAUUUAUUGAGUUUAUAAAAUACAAAUAUAUUCAGUUAUACUUAAAUUCCUUUAAAUGGUUUUAAAUUGAACUUGGAGCAGAAACCAGGUUUACGGCUGUGUUUACACAACUUAUUGACGUAACAUCAUCAGAAUGAAUCACUCGUGUUUCUGUAUUACUUAUUAAGACUUGUCAAUGAGCUUGUGAUUGUGGUGGUGGGAGGGGCUACCCUUUGGUUUAACAUUAGAUCAUUGAUUAUAUUUUUGAAGUUAAGUUUGUGUGUGUGUGUGGGGGGGGGGGGGGGGGCUGGAGAGCAUCCUCCUUGCUAAUUGAAAAAAAGACACCCAUCUGUAUGUUGACUGUGUGAAGUUUGAUGAAUCAGACGAAUACAGUAAGUUCAUUUUUGUUGUGCUUUUAUUUUGGUAACCCUGAGAUCUCUCUCUCUCUGAGGGAGUGUUUUCAUGGAGUGAACACUAAUGCUGCGUUCCAGACACAAUUUUUAGUCCGUAAGUUACAACUUCAAGUCACGACUCACGACUUGGUAGCAUAAACACAACCUAUUUCUCUUUUCUAUUUCUCACCGUUAAUCACCGGUGCCUUUACAGCAUCAACAUCGCCAUUGUUGUUUAUGUGUGUGUUAUGUCAAAAACUGUAACCGGGAGUACAACCAUCUAGUACGAGUUCACGGGUAGUAAGUUAUGGUCUGACUGCCGUUCCAGGGCACUUUCACGGGUAGAAGGUUGUGAAAACACGGGUUACGGGUUGCCUGUAACGCAGCAUAAAAUUGACCUUGUUUGGCUGAACCAAGUAGUCAGAAAAAGAGAGGGGGGAGUGGGUAGAGUUAGAUUUAAAGGUUGGCUUUUGUGUGGUGAUUCUUCAGUUUAUUUAGUCUGUAUGGUGUUAUAGUCAUUUGUAUUCUGUAUAUGAGAAAUAUUGGUGAGGUUAAAUUGUCAGUAUAUAUUUUAAAGUUAUUGUGUUAUUGUUUCAGUGCUCCUCGCUAUAUAAUAGUGUUGGUGGAGAGCGUAAGUAUGUAUGCUUCUGCUGUCCAUCAGCCUUAUACAUGUUUGGGGAGAGUUUUGGAACUUUGUGCAACUUGUUUAUGGUCACGAAUAAAAAUCAGAGCUCUGGGGAAAAAGA